CCUGCUACACCGCCGGCGGGGCGUGUUUAGAAAAAAUAUAUAUACAUGUGAAACGUAUAUUUGCUUCUUUUACGAAUCUAUUGAGUAGUUUUAUUUAACAGCAGCGUUGUUUUAAUACUCAUUAGCAGUAAACAGACAAGCUAGGGUCAGAAGAUGAGGAGGAGAUCGGCGGGAAAGACGCGUCACGUCGUGGCCUGGUUGAACAAAGCGGAGUAUGAUCAUGUGUUGGAGCAUCUGUACUCCAGAGACCCUGUGCUGCAGAAACACGCACUGCAUAGGAUCUCUGCGUGGAAGGGCAGGUUUGGACAAAACACUCCAGUGGCCGUGGAAGCCACAGCAGAUCUUGUCCGGUGUCAGGUAUUGGAUAGCACAGGCCAGCUGGAGGCCAGUGAUCUGGUGCUGCUCUAUGGCAUGGCACUGGUCCGGUUUGUAAAUCUCAUCACAGAACGAAAACAGACAAAAAUCGCCAGACCUUUACGAUUCUUAGCCAGAAAUUUAAAUAUCCCAGAGUGGGUGGUAAACCUCAGACAUGAGUUUACACACCACAGGCUCCCUUCUUUAAAGUGGUGCAGAAAAGGUUGUGGGUUUGUGCUUGAAUGGUUGCAUCAGAAGUAUUGGUCUCAACAGCUGGGCAGUCAGCUGGCGGAGGAUUGGAAAUCUUCAUCAGAAGAGGAGGAUGAAGAGGUGUGUGCUAAAAGACAGGAGGAAAUCCUGAUCAACAGACAGAGAGAGAUCGAGGGACACAAGAAAGUCAGAGAACUGCUCAUAUCUUAUGAAAGAGAACAGUUUCAGACUUAUGAAGAGCUGGUAAAGCAAGGAGGGCAGCGUGGGGUGUGGCCGGAUGCUAGCGCUGAUCUAAGCUGGAUCCUGACACAAAUCAAACACUUUGCAGCAGACUCCAGUGAGAUCCUCGUUGAUGUUUUAGUGCAGGAUGGAUUCCUUAUUCCCACUGCAGAACAACUAGAGUCUCUAGAUAUUGAUGCUUCAGAGGACUCUGUUGAUGUCAGCGCCCCGUGCCUUCCUAGAGUGUUUUUCCAGUUCUGGUUGCCUUUGUUGAAGGACCUGAAUUCGUUCGACUUUAUAAUUCUCAUUCUGGACAAACUGUUCACAGAGCUCUCGAAUGAGCCGUCCAGUAACAGAAUGUACUACAUUGCCUCCUGGAUCUCAGAGAUUUUACUUUGCAACAGAACAAGUGAAUUGAAAGCCCACAAGCGUCUAAAAACAUCAAAGGACAGGAUCUUCGUGAAGAGAUUGCAGUUUCCGUGGCAGACUCUUAUCUCUGCUUGUGUAGAUGCACCAUGUCCUGCUACACCGUUCUUACUUAAACAGAUUUUCAGUGACAUGGAUAAGCCCCUCCCACCAGACACGCAGCAAAACCUGCUUCAGCUCUGCAGCAUCUACACGCAGGGUUACCAUGGAAACUCCUCUCCGGAACCCUCAGACCAUGUUCAGCCAGUAUACACCCUACAGAGCCUUCAGGAAAGACUCAACGCAUCACAGAACAGGGACACCCACGCGUCUAACCACACCCCUGGAUCUCUGCAGGCUCCGCCCACAGAAGAGCUCCAGGAAAAAUUGAGCGCAGAUGAUGUACAGGAGAGAAACUCUGCAUUGCGAGGAUCAGCAUGGAGCGUAUGCACAGAUAAGGUCCCCUGGAAACAGUAUCCUUUAGGGAAGGUUCCAGGACAAUCGGAAGACACAUCCUAUUUCAUGGUGGAGUCUUAUUCGACAUUAAAUGUGUUCGACCAGCAGGUGGAGCUAGAUCAACUUCCCCAGCACCAUGGCAACAGGAGUGUUCCACUACAGAGCAGAGGUUCGACUGGAUCAGAGGGACUGCUUUGGACUCACAGUGACCUCGGCAAACUUAAAGCUGGACUCCAACUAUUCUAACACUUGAUUUAGCUCAGAUGUGCGAAUGUCUGAAAUUACAGCCUACUCUGAACCACGAACCAUAUCAUACAAAAACCUCCGGGGGCUAAGCUGGACUGAUGCUCUUCUAAAUCUACACACAUCCCUCUUUCUCCCCGUCCCUUUUCUUGGAUGUGAUGCUGUUGUGUCCUUUGGUUUAAAAAGUGCUUGUUUUAUAAUUCAUGUCCAUGUUAUUACAGAGAAGAAUAUCAGCUGUCUGUCCUCCCUUCAGUCCACUCUGCCUCUCAAAACCAAGACCGAUUCUACACCUCUUGCUUGCAUAACAUUUAAUAUUUGCAAAUUCUAGUGUUUCUAAUUUUGGUGCUGUUUGAGAAUGUUAAACAACUAAAUGACAAUAGCACAAACAUUUUUCAACGUAAGGUUUUCGAACUUUGAAACAUGCCAAAAUAAAAUUUAUUUUAUAUUGUG
Molecule: messenger RNA, 2337 nt
Organism: Paramisgurnus dabryanus
Lineage: Eukaryota; Metazoa; Chordata; Actinopteri; Cypriniformes; Cobitidae
Gene: las1l
Product: LAS1 like ribosome biogenesis factor
Biological process (GO): maturation of LSU-rRNA; maturation of 5.8S rRNA
Cellular component (GO): preribosome, large subunit precursor; Las1 complex
Molecular function (GO): endonuclease activity
Source: RefSeq, a predicted model, not a curated record